This is a messenger RNA of Blastomyces gilchristii SLH14081, 3878 nucleotides long. Its product is annotated as acyl-CoA thioesterase II. Gene Ontology annotation, cellular component: peroxisomal matrix. Gene Ontology annotation, molecular function: fatty acyl-CoA hydrolase activity. Gene Ontology annotation, biological process: fatty acid catabolic process; acyl-CoA metabolic process. The coding region runs from base 1230 to 2294 and encodes 354 amino acids. The transcript has 4 exons. NCBI's taxonomy places the organism in Eukaryota, Fungi, Ascomycota, Eurotiomycetes, Onygenales, Ajellomycetaceae. The record is from RefSeq and is a predicted model, not a curated record.
AGAGGUUGAGGGAGGGGAAGAGAGAAGCAAAAGGGAACAGAAGGAAGUGGAGAAAUAGACCCGAAAUACGUUUAUUAGCCGCAGUCUUCCCAAUAACCGCGGAACCCAAUCAACACUGCCAGUUCUUUACUGGGAAACGGCUAGUGUCAAGGAUUCCCCCGGUAGUUUACCAAUGGGGUUCUUUUGAUUUCAUGUUCCUUCCAGGCUUUCGGGCGACGCCAGGAAUCCGGGGUUUUGUUCUGGAGGAUAUCCGAAAACCUUGUUGGAAAAGACCGAUUUUGCCGGCAACUAUAAAGUUUCGGCUCCUCUGUUUUGUUUUCUUUUUUUCGGGUUUUUUGGCGGGAUGAACUAACUAGUUACUUACUGUACGGAGUACCUGGAUAUUCUUGGGACUUUGGGCGCCCCGGGUUGAUUUUGUGGGGUUCCUAAGCUAGUUAUAUUUACCCAUUUCUAUCUUUAAACGUGAUAUAAUUUGGAAGCGAUUGAAUAUUCCAACCGAUGUAAAUGGAAUAUUGAAUCUGCUACAUACUCCGUAUAUGUAUAUAUUUUAUCACUUAUUUCUAUUGGUUUUGAAUAAGCGGUGACGUCGCUUCCAAGGUUGUUUUUCGUCUUCUGGAUCUCGAAGAUAUGGCUGUUGGAUCCCUGCCCUGCUCAAGGGUCGUUUGAGUACCCGCAUCAGCACAAUGAUAUUCUAAAAAAGUUGUUUCCCUGGGGAGGUAGUAUAUUUGGGAAUUCCUUAUUACUAUAGGUAUUCUCCUGUUGUAGCCGAUGGAGUUGCAGAUCUUUCCUGAGAGGGGAUCUGGUACGGAAUUUUAGCUAUGCGAGGGGACAAAGACAAGAAUCAUCAUAUGCCAUUUGUGACCACUAUCGCAGCCUGUGAACAAGACAAAUACGGAUCUCAAUGGAGUAUAUAUUCUUUGUCGUCUGCUUUAUUCCGCAUUUUCCAUUGUUCAACCAACUACGCCGUCGUUGCCUAGGCUGUUCAUGUGUGCUGGACCUCGGCAUUUCCGAAUCGCAUUUCAGCUCAGGAGGCGACAAAACCGCCAACAAUAAAUUUAUAACUGAAAUCUAUCUCCUGCGACAAUCGUUUGUUUUGUUUCUAGGAUUUCUGAGGCUGGUGGGAAAUUGAUCGUUUUGUGCUUGUAUAUGUUACCUCAAGCAAUCGUCUUUCUUCUAACCUCCGUAUCCCCCACUCUUCCCGGUCAUCGUCCCGCCAUACAACCGCCGCCAUGAAAGUUACACUCUUUGAACCUCCGCCGCAGGACCCGUCCAAGUCUCACAUAGAGAAUAUCCUCGAGCUGACCCCUGUAUCCGACAUUGGGCCGGACGUAUUUACAAACACCCGGCCACUAUGGCAUCCCCCUGGUGCGCGCGGAAUUUACGGCGGUGCUGCUAUUGCCCAGUGCCUUGCUGCCGCCCAGUUAACCGUUGGGCCUGAAUUCUCUCCGCAUAGCAUGCAUUGCUACUUCGUGUUGGCCGGCGACUCUGAAAUCCCCGUCGUAUACCAUGUCGAACGUGUUCGGGAAGGACGAUCUUUCGCAACUCGUACCGUACAGGCACGCCAAAGGGGCAAACCCAUUUUCACAACCACGAUAAGUUUUGACCGUGAGGGAGGCGGCGGCGUGAAAAAGGUUGAGCAUAGUACACAGAAACCGGACGUGGCGCUGCCGCCGGCGAAUGGAAAUACUGUCGACAGAGGCCCUUUUGAGACGAGAAGAGCGGGAAUUCUUAAUAGGACUUCUCCCCGUGCAGAACAAAAAGCCAUCCACCAGUUCAUCCGUGCACGCUGUACCAUCACUGGCGGGCGCAAAGCUCACCUUUCCGCUCUCGCAUACAUGUCCGAUAGCUAUUUCAUCGGCACCGUUGCGCGGGUCCAAAACAUCCCUCGCUUCGAGUCCCCUAAAGCUCUAAAAGCAGCUAUCUCCAAGCUGAAAAAUCCCUCUGAUCUGGACAUCGAGGAAAUAGAGAGAUCCACCAGGGAGCUUGCGCGGCAAGAAGCCGCUGAAUUCUCCGCUGGCUAUAUACAAGAAGAUUCUGGUGCUACUUCUCGAGAGCCACCGCGGAAGAUGGGCAUGAUGGUCAGUUUAGAUCAUACUAUUUACUUCCACAGUCGUGGGGGAUUUAGAGCGGACGAGUGGCUGUUCACGGAGAUGACGAGCCCGUGGGCAGGGGAUGAGAGAGGGCUGGUGAUGCAAAAGAUCUGGGCACAGGAUGGGACACUGGUGGCGACGUGUGUGCAGGAGGGCGUUGUGCGGCUGAAGCAAGAAACUCCCAGCAAGGCGACUAAACUGUAAAAACAUGCAGGGUUAUUCCCAACUGACUUUUCUCCUUCCUCUUUUUUACUUUUCCUCUUAUGUUUUAUAUUUGCCGCCCCCCUCUGGUGCGUUCUCCUUUACGCCAUUUUUUCUAUUUUUUUUUUCUCCUUGAUAUUGAGUUUAUAGACAUUUCCGGAUAGACGUACUUUACACUUGCGUGUUAUUUCUUGUGUGGUUUUUGAUAUCACCAGACCUUGCAUCAACUGCCCUAUUCCGCGCGUUUUUUAAUAUUCUUCUUCUCGGUUUUCUUUUCUUCUGGGCGACUAAUACCCGCAGAAAAUUGCAUCGUCUAUCAAAUAUUUUGGGUGUUGAUUAAUUUUCUAUUAUUAUUUUCCCAUUCCUGUCUAUCCAUCGAAGUAUAUGUUUACACUGCAACCUCUCACAUACAUUAUCUACCACAACGUUGCUUAUUACGGCGACUUAAAACAGGGCCAUCUUCACUGCGCCUGGCAUACUAGGUAAGUGAGCUUGCGAGAGGAGCAAGCUUCGGGCUUGCAAGUUUCUCAUGUCUACCCCAGCUCACGUUCGAGGUGUCCCGCAAGCCAAACGUUGUCUUCAUACCCCCAGGAUAACGUGCAAAUAUACCACCGUGGCCGGGGUAACCUGGAAACUUGCAGCCAGAAGUCCUGCAUGCUCUCGGAUGCCUCGCGGAAGAGCAUGAUGUGGAAGGUAUACUGAAUCUAGGCCAAAAUCAGCAAGCACAAGCCAUUCCCGCUGUAGAAGCCGUGUCAGUAUCAACAUCAACAUCACAGCUUUGACGACUACCGACCGGGAUACGUUCUAUAUUUCGCUUAGGCUACAAUCUGUUUCCCAGAAUCAAGUGAUCCGGUGCUUGUAACCGGAGCAUCCCCCUUGGCAUGUCACUCUUAAGGUUCUGAAAACAUUGAUAUCCGGCAUGCCCUACAAUCCGCGCUUUCGGGCACUGCGCCUACACAGCAGUGCCUUCUCCGUCAUAUCCUUGAUAUCGACGCAGAUGGUGCGCUUUUUUUUUUUUUUUUGUUUUCAUUGCGCGUACCCUUUGUAUAUACAAUUUCCUAGUCCCUGGUGGAGCUAGGUAAAAAUGGGUGGGGAAUGAGAAGCAAUACGCUGAGUUUUCGCUGGUUCAUCAAGUUCACACGCACGGAAACGCAUUGAAAUUGCAUAUGUCGGUGGCACUUUGAAGAGUGAGUUCAGACAUAAUGAUUUGUCGAAAACGGCUAUUCUCUGCAGUGGUAGGCGAAUGUGUCAGGAUCCUGAAAAUCUCAUCCUAGCUUCCCUAGAAACGCUCGCUUAGUAUUGCGGGACGUGUGUAUGUAUGUACAUACAUCAUUUAAAUCAGGUUGAAGGAGGUACUUUAACCGUGACAACGUACACAGGAUUUUUUCUUCCCUUCUUUCUUUCUGUUCCCUUCGUCUACUUUGGUGAAUAUUGACCGGAGAAGAAUGGACUUUGCGCGUUCUCACUCAUCCAUUGCUGCCUCAUCAGCAUUUGUAUCUCGCACAGGGAGCCCUAGAGCACAUAUCACAGAGAGAUAUGUAUAUCCCGAAACAAAUUGUCCCGCCUGUAACCUAUCCUAUAUUACGG